This is a messenger RNA of Aspergillus tanneri, 2400 nucleotides long. RefSeq lists its product as uncharacterized. Bases 1 to 2400 code for a protein of 799 amino acids. Lineage: Eukaryota; Fungi; Ascomycota; Eurotiomycetes; Eurotiales; Aspergillaceae. The transcript has a single exon. The record is from RefSeq and is a predicted model, not a curated record.
AUGGCCAUGGAAAAACAGGAUGUGACUGGCCAGGGCGCUCCCGUCAAAUUUUCCCGUUAUCGAUCUGUGAGAAAAGCUGCCUCCAAGAUGCCCCAGGAGGUGGUUCCUGUGCCGGCGUCGCUGCCGCUUCCGCCGCCCCCCCCUCUGCCUGUGUCGUCUACCUCCGACCCCUCGACACGCGCGACCGCUGGUGGGAUGAAUCGAAGCAUGUCGCGAUAUCGUCGCCAGAGAGCCCCAACCGCCGCCUCAUCGGAUGCAACUCAACCUCCCGUCCCGGAUCGUGCUGUGGCGUACAGAGCACAUGCGCAGGGGAGUCGACCAGGUAGUGUGGAUGCUCCGCGCGGGGCUGAAUAUACGGAAGAUCCGAAUCGGAGGAAUGCGACGAAAGCAAAUACGACUAUGAGGGAACGAAUCGAACCUACGGAAGAGAGUAAGGACGAAGCGCUGCGAGAGAAACACAGGCAGGAUGCGAUGGAUCGCUUGACGGGGGGAGAGAAACCCCGCAAACCGAUAAUACGCGAUAGGGAAGCCAGGUAUACGGAGGAGCGACAAUAUCGCUCCCAGGGGGACAAUGUCACCAGCAGACGUCGAUCGAGUCAGGAGCCCAAACGGGUUUCCCUCAAAGAAUCGGCAAAAUUGACAUAUCCAAAGGAUCAGACCGGCUAUGAAGGCUCGGAACAAGUUAUUGAUUCCGGCUUAGGAAAUCGUCCGGCUGGGUUUGACGCCCCCGUCUCCGCAGUCAAUGCUGGUGAGCGACAUGUUGUGGUGCAAUACCGAAAGACGUCGAUGGAUCUGACGGUCACUCCGUCUACCUCGGCUCAGGAUCUCCUGUUUACUGCGUCGGAGUGUUUAGCUGGCGAAAUUGACCCCCAGAAGUUCAUCCUAAUGGAGUCGUUCGCCGAGCUCGGGCUGGAGCGGCCGCUGCGCCGAUACGAAUACGUGCGCGAGGUCAUGAACUCUUGGGCCCAUGAUCGUCAGAAUUCGCUGCUUAUUGUCCCUGCUGCCAGUCUGGAGGCCCUAUCGCUGCUGGAUGCCCAAUGUGUUCCGUCGGAGCAACCUGUGGAAGUGACGUUGCACAUGUACUACUCACAACGUCCGCGCAAGUGGGAUAAACGGUUUGUUACACUGCGCUCGGAUGGACAGGUGACGGUGUCCAAGAAGGAGCAGGGGCAGGAGCAAGCCAAUGCAUGUCAUAUGUCAGAUUUUGAUAUCUACUCGCCCACUCCGGGCUAUUUGUCCAACCAUGUGAAACCGCCCAAAAAGAUCUGCCAAGCUGUCAAGAGCCAGCAAAAAUCCAACAUGUUUCUGUCCACCGAGAAUUUUGUGCACCACUUUGCGACCAAUGAUAAAGCUAUCGCUGACGCCUGGUAUCGGGCGGUUCACACCUGGAGAAGCUGGUAUUUGGUGAACAUGUUGGGCGCCGGCAACGAGGAAAAGGCAGCCGUCGCUGAAGAGAUUCCCCCCGCGUCCAAACCCUUCAAGCCCCUGUUGGAUAUGGACUCUCCGGAAAGCUCAAGUGGUGAGGGGAAAAGAUCGUCCAAAUCCAAAGAACUAUUUUCGCGCAAGAAGAGCACCCGAGAGCACGCACCUCCGCCGUCCUCUUUCCCCAAGUUGCUGGCAGACGAGCCUGAUCUAGCGCCGCCGCCCCCUCCACCGCUGGACGAUUCACCGUUCAACUCGUCGGGUCUUCUGGGCCGAAGUUACACGCUCCGCCAACGUGCCAUGAAAGAGCGGGAGGAGCGAGAGAAGAAAGCCAGAGAAGAACCGUUUGUUGCACAGGGAUUGAUCAGCAACAUGGGACGACGUCCAGCCAACGCAUCGACCAGCCGACCGAACAGUCGAUCCAACACGAUGACCUCGACCCAGGCGCCCGAUCCCACCGGUCUCAAGCGAUCCCAAUCGACACACAAGAACAAACCCUUGGUGGAUUUGACGCCGGUCUAUCAGGAACCCCCGCAGCAUACCCGAAAGGGCAAAGGGGUGGCCGUCGAACCCGGCACGCUCUUGAUCGAUGCUGCGACAGGUCGCGAAGCCCCAGGAGGCAUCGCCGUCCCAUCCGCCACCACCUGGCGACGACCGGCGCCCGAACUACCCGCGCCCAAUACUGAAAUCCGGACGCGCAAUCGCUCCAACACGACCCGCAGCAACUCCAAUCACUCGCAUCACUUCCACACGUCGACCGCCCCUGCAUCGCCGAUUUCACCAGUGGACGCCCAUCCGCGCGUAGAACCAUUCAUUCCCAAUAGUCUUCUGUCUCGCUCUGCGCAGCUCGCCACGAUGCAGAACGGAGUGCCGGUGGGCCAUGGAGUCGCCACGGGGGACCGCAUGGCCACAAAGCCCAUGCUGGACAUGUCGCCGGAAAAUCCCUUCACGCAUGGUAGCUUGCUUCGAGGACUGUAA